Messenger RNA from Rotaria sordida, 4803 nucleotides. Lineage: Eukaryota; Metazoa; Rotifera; Eurotatoria; Philodinida; Philodinidae. The record is from the annotation of a GenBank genome assembly.
AUGACGACUCAAAGUGAAACCGAUAAUAUUAAUGAAAUUAAUGAAGACAAUCAAACAAUAACAGUGAUACAAGAAUCAUCAAUAAAUGAAUCUGAUAAAAAUCAUGAAGAAUUAACUACAAUAGAAGAUGAAAACGAGCAAAAGAAUAGUUUAAUGCAUGAAAAAAACUCUGAAGAAAACAAUAGUAUUAAUGAUGAUACUGAAAUAAAUUCUAAUUCAAUAACAAAAGUCAAUAUUAAUGAAGAACAGGAACAACAAAAAGAAGAAACAACAGUGAAUAAUCAUGAGGAUGAUAAUCGAUCGAAAAAAUUAUUUAAUUCAAAAUAUAAAUACUCAUCAAUGAUAUAUCAUCGAUCACCAUAUUAUACAAAUGGUCAUCCAUAUGGGCCAGCGCCCUAUUAUUAUUAUCAUGUAGCACCAAUCAAUGAAAAACCACCACCGUUAAUGGUAAUCCCAACUCAACCACCAUCAACAGCAACAGCGACAGCAACAACAACUACAACAACAACAACCGAUAAUCAAACCAGUAAUUCAACAACAGCACCAUCUCAAAAUUUACCUCCUCGUUUGAGACAAAUAUCAAUAAAUGAAAAUGAUUCAAAUUUACAACAAUCAUCAUCUCAAGUAUCAACAACAACAGGUUCGCAACCAACAACAAAUGGUCGUCGUCAUCGAAGUAUUUUGCCACGUGGUAGUUGUAAUUAUUAUUCUCCACAUCCACCACCCUUGAUGGCAACACCACCCGGUGUUCUUUUCCCAUAUCCACCAACAUUUCAUCAAUCAGGUCAUAUUGCGUAUAACAUCCGAACACCUGAUGAACUUGAAUUACUUGCUUUUCAACAACAUGUAAUGAAUAUCCCACCACCACUUAUCUGGCCACCACCAGUAACAUAUCCUCAGUAUCCACCAUAUUCAAUGUAUGAAUCAUCAUCAUAUAUAUACAACAAUUCAUCAACGAUGAAUUCAAAUAAUUCAUCACUGAAUCCAGAAGCUGCUGAAUGGGUUCCACCAUCUACUGAUCCGGAUGUAUCAUCAUCAGAUAAUCAUAUUUUAAUUGACGAUGAAAUUAAUUUUCCACCAUUGAAUAAUAAUCGUAUAGAAGAAAAUAAUUCUGAUCAACAUAAUCAAGUUGAUUCUUCACCAGAAAUGGAUUCAAUUAAUAAUAUUGAAGAUAAAACAACAAUACCACCAUCAAAAAUUGAUACAACAAUAAAUAAUUCAUCAUCUAGUCAAGAUGAUAAUAAAAAUUUAUCAUCAUCAUCAUCAAAAUCAACAAUAAUAUCAUAUUCAAAUGUUAUUCUUCAAACAUUAGAUAUGAAUAAAUCAAAUAAAACUAAUAAUCAAAAUCAACGUCGUCAACAACCAUCAAUAAAUAAUAUACAAGCUCAAUUACCACCAAGAGAUCGAACAAUUAAACAACAAAAAUCACAAAUUCCUAUUCCAAAAGAUAAUUCAUCUCGUCGACGCCAACCAACAUCAAAUCGAAAUAAUUUUAAUGGAAUACGACAUUCAAUUUCAACAGAAACACCAAAACAAACACAACAACAACAACAACAACAGUUAGCUGAUGAUUGGAUUGAAGUUAAAUCUAAAAAAACAAAAAAAUUUGAUCGUUCAAUAAGCGAUAUACAAUAUGAAAAUUCAACAAUUAUAUCACAAAAAUCAUUGUCAGAUCAGCAAAUAACCAAAACAUUAUCACCACCAUCAUCAUUGUCCUCAACUAGUGAUAAUACAGUAGGAACAUGUACAUCCGAAGAAGAGGACGAUAAAGAUGAUGUAAAUAAUAUAUCUGAUAAUAAACUUGUUAUGAUUGUUGAAAAUAAAACUAUACCAACAACAACAACAACAGAAGAUUAUAAUCAAAUUAUUAUUGAUGAUAUUCAUAGAAGACUUGAUAAUGGUGAACGAUUAUUAAUUAUAAUGAGAGGAUGUCCUGGUUCAGGCAAAUCAACACUUGCUAAAUCAUUAAAUGAAGGUUAUAAUGGUCAGAUUUUAUCGGCAGAUGAAUAUUUCAAAGAUAAUAAUUCAAAUGAAUAUCGAUUCGAUCCAACAAAACUUGAAACUGUUCAUCUUUAUAAUCGUCGAUUAGUAUCUGAUGCAUUUAAACAAAAUAUAUCUCCAAUAAUUAUUGAUAAUACAAAUACAACAUCAUCUGAAAUGAAACCAUAUGCAACAAUGGGUAAAGAAGCAGGUUAUGAGAUUCUUCUUGUUGAACCACAAACACCUUGGCGUUAUAAAGUUCGUGAAUUAGUCAAACGAAAUCUUCAUAAUAUACCAUUGCGACGUAUAAAAGAAAUAUUAAAUAAUUUUGAACAUAAUGUAAAUGUUGAAAAUAUAAUUGAUCAAACAAAAAUAAAUCUAUUUAUACCAUGUCAACCUCAACAAAUUCUUGAACAACAUGGAACAGAUAAUGAAUCAAUUGAUCCAAUAUUAACAUCAAAAAAAUCUUUUAAUAUUAUUAAUGAUUCAGAUAUACUCAAUGAUGUUCGUCUUUGUAUAAAUGAUAUGAUUUUAUUUUUAACAUCAAAUUUUUAUCAAACAUCACAAUCAUUAACAUCAUUAACAAUAUCCUUUUCGGAUUUAUCAUUAAUACCAUCAUCAUCAUCACCAACAACACCAACAACACCACAUUCAUUAUUUCAUCGUUCAUUAUCACGUUUUUCAUCAACAACAACUAGUCAAGAUCAUUCAUUUACUAAUGAACAUCUUUUACGUUUACCAACAACAGCAUUUUCACGUUGUAUUGAGAAAUUAACACCACCAUCAUCAACUAAUUCAAGUAUUAUUGGAAAAAAACGACGAAAAAAUAAAAAUAAACAACAACAACAAUCAUCUAAUGAAAUUUUGCUUAAUACAAAUAAUAAUAAUAACAAUAAUAAUAAUCAAAUAAUUAAUGAAAAUGAUUAUCCUUUACAACAAUUAACAUAUAAUGUUAUUCUUGCAGAAGAUUAUUCUGAUUUUAUUAUUAUUGAUGAACAAAAUGACAAUCAUUAUUGCGAUAGUUUUAUUCAAAAUUUUGAUCAACGAAGAAAUUCUUACCGUACAUUAAAGAAAAUGUAUAAAGAAACAAUGAGGAAUCAUUCAUCAAUAAAUACUCAUCAACAAAAAUCAGACAAUAAUAAAAAAAAUGAAUUAAUCAAUAUAAUACAUGAUGAAUUAACAAAACCUUCUGUAAUAAUUGAUCAAUAUCCGUCCAAAUCUUUUAAUCAUAUUGCUAUACAAUGUUCAUCAAAUGAUUUCAAUCAAGAAAUUAAUUCAUCUUAUCGAAUUUUAAUUGGUCAUUUAUCAGCUCAAUCACCAAUUUCACCAUCGAUUCCAAUACGUCCAGGUUAUAUUGAAUGUGGUACACAAGUUGAUUUAAAUGAAAAUAAUAUUCAAUCAUUAUCACAUUUAAUUGAAUUAUAUUCUGAUCGUUUAUCAUCUAAAAUAAUAAAACAAUUUUAUGAUCUUUGUAAUUCUGAUAUUCAAUGGACACGAAUACAAAUUGAUGAAUAUCUUAAACAUAACAAUAAUAACAAUAACAAUAAUAAUGAUAUAUCGAUUAUACCAACACUUCGACAAUUAAGUUUUAAUGUUUUAAAUCAAUGGAAUGAACAAUUAAAAGAUUCAAAUCCAUCAUAUGAUACAAUAUCAAUUGGAGAUUUACUUCAAGAUAUUAGUGAUGAAGAUGUAUUUGAAGAAUUAAUAUUAGAUAAUGAAUUAAAUAAUAAUUCAAUAGAAUUUAAAGAUUCAAAUCAAAUGACUAUACCAUGGUCAAUUGUAAAUUCUUUACAAGAAUUAUAUGGUGAAUUACCAAUACAAUCAACUUCAUCUGAUAUUACUAAUGGUUUAUCUUUACCAUUAGAUGAUGAUCUUUCAAUGAAUAUUUAUCAAGCAUUACAAAGAUUUUUAGGUAUACCAAAUAAAAUAAAUAAACCGGUGAAUGAAAAGAAAUUAACUAAAGAGAAUAAAAAAUUAAAUAAGCAACGUUGGAAUUUACCCCCACAAAAUGAAUCAAAUAUAAAUUCAAAUAAGAAAACUAAUGGUCCAUCAUUAAAAGAAAUUAUUAAUGAAGAAUUAAAUUAUAUCAAUAGACAAAAAUCAGUACAGAAACGUCAACUUGAUUUUGCUAGUCAACUUAAAUUAAAAGAAUUAGAACGUAUUUUUCCAAAUUUUUCAGCUGAUAUUCUUUAUGACAUAUUUUGUGAAAAUGAAUCUGAUUAUGAUUUAACGUUAGUCUGUGUAUCAUCAAUGCUCGAUGAGAAUACUCCAAUUAAUGUUACUUCAAAAUCUCAAUCUUCCUCAUCAUCUAAUAUUCGUUCUUCCAUAACAACAAAAUCUAUUGCUGAACCAGCUAUUGAAUCUUAUGAAAUCUUACGGCGUGAUGCUCAUUUUCAUGCUUUAAAACGUAAAGAUUGUUAUAAUAAAGCUGAUCAAGCAAAUUGUCAUGGAAUGAUUGGUGUUGCAUCAUAUUAUAUAAAUCAAGCACGUGAGCAAACUCGAUUAAUGAAAGAUGCAAAUCGAAUAGCAUGUGAAUGUUUAUCAAAAACAAGACUUAUUCAAUUUCAUCAAACACAUCGACUUGACCUUCAUGAAUUAUAUGCAGAUGAAGCACUUCAUUUAUUUAAACAAGUCGAACAAGAAUUGAAUGAAGGAAAUAAACGAACAACACCAAAAUCUAUUGAAAUUAUAACUGGUUAUGGAAAAAAUUCACUUUAUGGUGGUGGCUGUGGAAAAAUACGUUCUAUUAUUCUUACUUAUAUACGACAAAAAAAUUAUAAAUAUUCUGAGCCCAAUAAAGGUACGAUUCUAGUGCAAUUUUAA